GAGGCCCAGGGAAGAAAAAAAAAAGGCAUACACAUGAUGAGAAAGAACCCAGCAAGUUCCCAAAAUUACGUCCUACGUUCCUCGAAACUAUGUGGGGAACUUCCAGUAAAAAUGUAAGAACUUUUUGUCUUUCUCUGACAAAAAUAAAAAAAUAACAUUAAUUUUGGGAUCUCGCAAUAAAAAUAAGAACUUUGCAUAUUCUCAUGCUUUAUUUUCCCUUCUCCAACGAAAACAAUGGCGGUGGGAGAGCUCUUUCUUUCUGCAUUCCUUCAAGUAUUGUUUCACCGAUUGGCAUCUCCUGAGUUGCUGAAAUUUGCUCGCCAAGAGGGACUUCGAAAGCAGUUGGACGAGUGGGGCAAAACGUUGGCAGUAAUUCAAAAGGUGCUUGAUGAUGCAGAAGAUAAGCAAUACACUGAAGAGAUAGUGAAACGGUGGCUUGAUGAUCUUAGAAACCUGGCCUACGACUUGGAGGAUAUACUGGAUGAGUUCACCACAGAAGCUUUGCGACGCCAGUUACUGAUGGGAGAAAGUCAGGACGCUACCAUUAGUAAGGUACGGAAUCUCGUCCCUUCUUGUUGUACUGGUUUGACUCCAAGUGCUGUUAAUAUGAAGAUUAAGCUGAGGUCGAAGAUAACAGAAAUUACUGCUCGAUUUAAUGAUCUCGUUACACAAAAAGAUCAACUGAAUUUGCAGAAAAGUGAUAGUCUGAGGCCAAACAAAAGAAGAGAGAUACCUCCCACAACUUCUGUGGUGACCGAAGAUCUCAUCUACGGUAGGGAGGAAGUCACAAAGGCUGUAGUUCAAUUGUUAGUAAGUGAAGAACAUAGUGGUUCUUUGAUUAAAGUCAAUGUGAUUCCCAUACUUGGCAUGGGGGGUAUCGGAAAAACAACACUCGCCCAACUUGUAUAUAAUGAUAAAAAAGUUCAUAGCGUUUUUGAUCUGAAAGGAUGGGCUUGCGUUUCUGAAGAUUUUGAUGUAACUAGGGUUACAAAAUCAGUUUUACAAUCUAUGACCUUGGAAAGCGAAAACUAUGAUGGCAAAGAUCUAAAUUGGUUGCAAAUCAAAUUAAAGGAGAAAUUACUUGGAAAGAGGUUUUUGGUCAUUCUUGACGAUGUUUGGAAUGAGAACUAUAAUGAUUGGAUUCUCUUACGUGCUCCUUUUGAAGCAGGGGCUCCAGGAAGUAGCAUUGUCAUCACGACUCGCAAUCAAGCUGUCUCGAAGCUGAUGGGGACCAUAGAAAUUAAACCUUUUCAUUUAGAAUUGUUGUCAUAUGAAGCUUGUUUGUCCAUAUUUUCUCAGCAUGCAUUGGAGGCAAGAGAUUUCAAUUCCCAUCCAAACCUUAAAGGUAUCGGAGAGGAAAUCAUCAAAAGGUGUAAAGGCUUGCCUCUAGCCGUAAAAACUGUUGGAGGCCUCUUACGGAGUACACAAGAACACGAGGAGUGGGAAAAUAUUUUGAAGAGUAAGAUAUGGGAUAUUCCAGAGGAAAGAAGUGGAAUUGCACCUGCUCUUAUGUUAAGCUAUCACAAUCUCCCCUCACAUCUAAAGAGGUGCUUUGCAUAUUGUUCAAUACUACCGAAGGACUAUGAAUUUGAGGAGAAAGAGGUGGUUCUAUUAUGGAUGGCAGAAGGUCUGAUUCAAUCCCUACAAGAAGAUAAGAAGCUGGAAGAUUUGGGUACCGAGUAUUUUCGCAAUCUGUGGUCAAGGUCAUUUUUCCAACAGUCGCGCAUUAAUAAAUCACGAUUUAUAAUGCAUGACCUCAUAAAUGAUUUGGCUCAGUCCGUUGCAGGCGAUACAUGUUUUAGAAUCGAAGAUGGAUCAAUUGGGAAUGGUAAGCAAGGGAAUAUUUCUAUAGGGGCCCGCCAUUCAUCUUACUUGGGUAGCCAAUAUGAUGGGCCUAAAAAGUUUGAGGUUUUUACUAAACUCAUAAGUUUACGUACAUUCUUACCUUUCAUGCUACCGAAUGGAUGGGAUUGUUAUUUAACAUAUUAUGUUCCUCUCGUAUUGGUUCCAACUUUACGAUGUCUAAGGGUGUUAUCAUUUAAGGGGUACUGCAUAUUUCAGUUAUCUGAUUCAAUCAGUGAAUUAAAGCAUCUUCGAUAUCUUGAUGUUUCCAGAACUAAAAUUAGAAGGCUGCCAGAAUCUAUAAGUACUCUCUACAACUUACAAACAUUGUUGUUAGAGAAUUGUUCUUGUUUGAAGAAAUUACCUUCAAUGUUUGGGAACCUGGUGAACUUGCGCCACCUCAAUAUUGAAUGUGCAAAUUCUUUGGAAGGAAUGCCUUUGCAUAUAGGCAAGUUAACUCGUCUCCAAACAUUAUCUAACUUUGUUUUGGGAAAAUCCAACUGCUCAAGAGUAAAGGAGCUUGGCCCACUGGUGGAUCUUGGAGGGACGCUUCGCAUUUCAAGAUUAGAGAACGAGAUUGAACCCAAAGAUGCGAAGGAUGCUAAAUUAAUUGAAAAGCCUAAAGUUAGAGGGUUGUGGUUGCAAUGGAAUAAAGAUGUUAACGAGGCUAAAGAUAGGACAAGUGAACUUGAGAUACUUAAUGGGCUACAACCCCACGAAGGUUUGAAAGAGCUCGUUGUUAGCUACUAUGGUGGUAAAAAAUUUCCGAUUUGGCUAUCACGCCCUUCAUUUUCUCACAUGGUGUCUUUGACAAUAGAAAAUUGUAAAAAGUGCACAUCAUUACCCUCACUUGGGAAACUGCCAAAACUCAAAUUUCUUAUUAUCAAGGGCAUGGCUAGCGUGAAGAAUGUUGGUCAAGAGUUUUGUGGACAUGGAUCCACAGAAUGUUUUAGAUCCUUGAUGACUUUGAGUUUCAUGAACAUGAAGGAGUGGGAGAACUGGAGUCCUUGCGAAAUGUUUCCAAUGCUGCGUGAGCUUUCCCUUAGUAGUUGUCCGAAGUUAUUGGGAAAGUUACCAAAGAGCCUUCCUUUACUAAACAGAGUUAAGAUAAAUGAUUGUGGGCUGUUGGUGGUUUCAGUUUCAAGCUUUCCAGAUCAAUGCAAAAUAGUAGUUGAUCAAUCUGAAGGGGUGUUGUGCGGAAGUAAUCUGGUUACUUUCAAGUCAAUAAUAUCUGAUUCUGUUCAUACAAUCUCUGAACUCACUUGUAGAAUUGAAGGAUUUGAUGUGGAGGGGCUAGAAACUUUAGGAAUUGAAAGGUGGGAGGAGGAGAAGCAUUUGUGGUCAGAAGAUGUGGGAUCAUUGCCACAUCUCCCAUUUCUUCGUUUUUUAGACAUCAGCAAUUGUGACAAACUAGCAUCUUUGGUGUCGGAAGAGGGGCUCCAACUGGGUAUGCCAUCCACGCUCGAAAGAAUCUGGAUCUCGAGAUGCAAAGCCUUGGAAUCCUUACCAAAGGCAAUGAUGUACAACAGCACUUGUCUUACGAAAAUUGAUAUUUAUGCAUGUGAUUCGCUAACUCAUUUUGCAAGAGGCCAGCUACCUCCAACUCUAAAGAGUCUUAAUAUAUUUUGGUGCAAGAAUAUGCGGAAAUUGGUGGAGCAGGAGGAUGAUGAUACCAUCAACACUUGCAGUACCAUCCCAUCUCUUCUUGAGACGUUGAGCAUUCACACAUGUCCAUCCCUUGAAUCCUUAAUCUCAAGCAGAGAAUUACCUGCAGCACUUCGAGAACUCUGUAUUGUCAAUUGUCCAAAGCUGGAGUCAGUAGCUCAGAAUUUCCAUCAUAACUCGUAUCUCGAAAGCAUCAUCAUCUCUGAAUGUGAAAAUCUCAAAUUCUUGAAUGGAGAUGAUUUGCUGCUCCCUUCCAACCUGAGAAAACUUCAUAUAUUCAGUUGCGAGAAAAUACUGGCACUACCCAACGGCAUAUACGACCUCACGUCUCUUCAAAGUUUGCAAAUAAAGAAUUGUCCGAAUAUUCUAUCAUUUCCAGUAGAAGGUCUUCCCGGAAACCUAAAAAUACUUGAGAUCUCUAAUCUCAAAAUCACUGAAGCCUUGUUCGAUUGGGGGCUCGACAAUCUCACUUUUCUUAAUCAACUUAAGAUUGGUGUAUGUCAGCAUCUGGUGUCUUUUUCAGAGUUGAUGUUGCCAGACUCUCUAAUUAACCUCAUCAUCUCAAACUGCUCGAAUCUGGAAUGCCUGUCGUUCGAGGGCUUAAGAGAACUCACAUCUCUUAAAACACUCUGUAUCUCUGACUGUGAGAAGUUGGCAUCCUUUCCAGAGGAUGGCUUGCCUCCCUCACUCCUAGUGCUUCGUAUCUCUAAUUGCCAAAAGUUGAGGUCCUUUCCAAAGAAUGGCCUACCUCCCUCACUCCAGAAACUUGAAAUCGUUAAAUGUCCUUUUCUGGAAGAACGCUGCAAGAAAGAUCAGGGACGAGAUUGGCAUAGGAUAGCUGACAUCCCUUAUGUUAAAAUUAAUUACGAAUACAUUUAUGACACAGAAACGGAGGAAUAAAUCCAAAGAUGAGUUUGGUUUGACUAUGAUCCAACGGUUCUUUGAAUAUUUAAUGGUGGCAUUGGAAAGAUCCCUUCACUCCUAUUGCUUGUUGCGACUCUAGUUGAUGGUUCAAAAGACUGAUGCAAGCUGUUGAAACUUCAGACUGCUAUCCGAAAAAUGGAUGUACGUGCAAGAAAUGUUACUCUUGUUCACAGGUUGAAGGAGGACAAGAAGUUCUAAACCAAGCAGCGAUGGAUGGCAUUUCUCAUGGCAAAUAUUUGGCUCUAAUUCUCAGUGAGGUGGGCCAAGCGCACAAACAUUAGAUUGCGCUCUUCAAACCCCAUAUAUUUGCUGUCUUCACAACAGGUGGAUCAUGGAUUCUUCUCUGUCUCAACAUACUCUUCUAAAAUUGCAGCAGCAAGUUGUUGUUGGCAUGCUAACAUUGCCAAGUCUUUCUUUGUGAUUUUGCUAUUCAUAUCAACAUAAUCAAUGUCUGGCCAUAAGCGACACCUUCUGAUGGUAAUAUUUUGGACCCCCAAUGCUUAUAAGAGCUGUCAA
Molecule: messenger RNA, 4947 nt
Organism: Carya illinoinensis
Lineage: Eukaryota; Viridiplantae; Streptophyta; Magnoliopsida; Fagales; Juglandaceae
Product: putative disease resistance RPP13-like protein 1
Exons: 2
Coding region: 235-4407 (1390 amino acids)
Biological process (GO): defense response to other organism
Molecular function (GO): ADP binding
Source: RefSeq, a predicted model, not a curated record